Molecule: messenger RNA, 1314 nt
Organism: Abrus precatorius (Indian licorice)
Lineage: Eukaryota; Viridiplantae; Streptophyta; Magnoliopsida; Fabales; Fabaceae
Product: hydroxyethylthiazole kinase
Exons: 2
Coding region: 54-914 (286 amino acids)
Biological process (GO): thiamine biosynthetic process
Molecular function (GO): hydroxyethylthiazole kinase activity; ATP binding; magnesium ion binding
Source: RefSeq, a predicted model, not a curated record
GAGUGAGAGGUUGAAGAUAGAAGAAAGAAAAGGAAACAAUCAUCGAUAGCUCAAUGGAAGCGACGAGGCAAUCAACGGUUCAAUCAAGAGAAAGCGAAUGGGACAGAAAGGCAUGGGAACUGCUAUCGCUGGUUCGAACCCAAUCCCCACUCAUCCAAUGCAUAACCAACUUCGUCUCAAUGGACCUGAUGGCCAACACACUCCUAUCCGCGGGUGCAUCGCCCGCCAUGCUCCACUCCCUAGAGGAACUCCCGGACUUCACCCCACGCGCCUCCGCACUCUGCAUCAACGUCGGAACCCUCUCGCCCUCCUGGUUCCCCGCCAUGAAAGCCGCCGCACAACUCUGCUCCUCCCUCGCCACGCCCUGGGUUCUCGACCCCGUCGCCGUCUCCGCCUCCGCCUUCCGCCUCGACGCUUGCCGCCAACUCCUCACCUUCAACCCCGCCGUCGUUCGGGGAAAUGCUUCUGAGAUCAUCGCUCUCUCCCUCGCUUCCACACAACCCCACAACGCCACUGCUAAGGGUGUGGACAGUGUUCACGAGUCAAUGGAUGCUGUUGAAGCUGCAAAGCUGUUAGCUCGGACAAGUGGUGCCAUAGUUGCAGUGUCAGGAGCCACUGACGUUGUCACAGACGGAAAUAAAGUUGUUAGUGCUCACAAUGGGGUGCCAUUGAUGCAGAAAAUAACAGCAACUGGGUGUUCAGUCACUGCUUUGAUUGCUGCCUUUGUUGCUGUUGACAAAUACCAGGCUUUAGAGGCAACAGUAUCAGCAUUAGCUGUAUUUGGUGUUGCCGGGGAGCUAGGAAUGAAGCUGGCAAAAGGUCCUGCAUCGCUGCGAAUUCACUUGAUAGAUGCGCUCUAUGGCCUUGAUGAAGCUGCCUUGCAAUCUCAUGUUAAUAUCACUUGUUUGUGUUGAAAUGAAAUGUGAAGAUCUGCAUGCAAAUUGGUAAUCAUCAUUAAAUUUGUAUCUAUCAUAGUUGUAUAACUAUGGUCUUGGUGGAUCUUUAAUUGCUUGACAUGUGUGGCAGUAGAAAUCCCUCUACAAUUUAUGUCAAUAAUCACUGGUAGCAUUCCCUAGUAACAACAGGAUGUUCAUAUAGUUUAAAAUAUCUCAUGAUCAACAUUUCCCGUGUAUAUCCUUAUUUUUUCAAAGUUUACUCUUUUCCGUUUGAUGUAUAGGAAUUGAUUUGGUGGAAGUUUUUUAUGAACCCCUAAUGCAUUGCCAAUCAUAUUGAUGGCCAGUAGAGUUGAGUAUAUAUAUGAACUAAUGAAUAACACUUUUUACAUGUCAGCUUCAUAUGCAGUAAGAUUUUUCU